This is a messenger RNA of Emiliania huxleyi CCMP1516, 861 nucleotides long. RefSeq lists its product as hypothetical. The record is from RefSeq and is a predicted model, not a curated record. The transcript has 2 exons. Bases 1 to 861 code for a protein of 286 amino acids. NCBI's taxonomy places the organism in Eukaryota, Haptophyta, Isochrysidales, Noelaerhabdaceae.
AUGGCGGAUGCGGCCUCUCCACUGACGACGCUGAACUACGUCAAGGCGAGCACAGCGACGACAGCCUUCCUCGGGCUUCCGCGGCUCUGCCAGUCCCCUUCCUUGUCCGUCAGGCAGAUGAAAGCGUUGGUCGGCAUCGGCGCCGCGACCGAGUCGCAUCCUGUCACACUCCACGACGCGCGAAGCGACUCCUCCCUCCGGUAUGAGACGUGCGGCUUCAAAUUGGAGCCUCUCUCCUCGGGUGUGGUCGACUGGUCGCAGGUGGCAAAAAGGGGCACUCCCGAACACACCCUCUACAAGGCGGAGCUGGAGGCCAUCGUUAGGAGGCUUCAUCCCGAUGCCAAGGCCUUGGCCUGGAGCACGUUUCUCUUGCGCGGCGGCCCAGGAGAGAAUGGGCCUGCUGCAGGCGCGAUACAUCUCGACUGGUAUCCCGACGUGGCCGCCUGCAAGGAGUUCCUCAGCGAGCACCCAGAAGGUUACCACGACUUGAAAGACACUGCUGCGCAGGUCAAAUCGCAGCCAGGCAACGAGAACCUGGAGCUGAAGGUUGUCCUCGGCCUGUGGAAGCCACGAAACGAGAGCAACCCAGUGAAGGAGGCUCCGCUCAUCGAGCAAUGUUUUAAUGUCAACGCCGAGGGGACCAGCGUCCCCGUGGCGAACCUCGCCGCAAACUUGAAGCAUAGCGAGAGGCAAAAGUGGUACUACUUCAAGGAUCAGACCCGCGACGAGGUCUUUGUAUUCCGCCACGCCACGAUUGAGCAGCCGUCGUUCGCAAACUUCCACUGCGGCGGCGUGCUGCCCUUGCCCGCGGGCAUGGAGAAGCGUUCGUCGGUGGAAACGCGGGUGAUGCUCUACUUCUGA